Trichoplusia ni (cabbage looper) is the source of this 1461-nucleotide messenger RNA. RefSeq lists its product as uncharacterized. NCBI's taxonomy places the organism in Eukaryota, Metazoa, Arthropoda, Insecta, Lepidoptera, Noctuidae. The transcript is spliced from 4 exons. The coding region runs from base 816 to 1460 and encodes 214 amino acids. The record is from RefSeq and is a predicted model, not a curated record.
UUUAACAUUUAGGUAAGUAUCGUUUAUCAAAAGUACUUAAUAAAAUAAAGGUAACAAUGACGUAGCGGUAAGCGAGAUCCUAAACAUGCCAUUUGAUAAUUAAAGCAACUGGUAGGUAACAGAUACUCAAUGCAUGUUAACACAUGUAUCAAAAAUAUUGAUACUAGGGGUAAAAUGGGAGUAAGUAGAUAAAUUUGCAUUUAGUAUUUCUACUUCCAUCAUGAACAUCGGAUGUAUUUUUCGGAAUGCUCCAGGUAUAUUUAGAGAAAAUGUAAUCUAGAUCAAAAUCUAAUUUUAAGAUUUCAGAAGAUGUCCUGCAUUUACCGUAAGCUCGUUACAAGUUAAAAUGUUUACUCUUUUAAAUAUAAAUAAUGUCCCUAAAAUUUACCAAGAUAUGUAUAUGAUCUGUAUUUUUAUCUUAAUUCAAAUCUCAAUUUGAUCUACAAAAGCAAACAAAACUAUUGUCUUUCCUUUUAGAAACUAAGUGUGUGCUCUAUAAAUAAAUUAAACGGAAGAAAGGUCUUUCACUGAACCAUUUGCGAGUCAAAGAAUGUACUACGUUCGUUUAAUAGGAAAAACGCGAUGGGGGUGCGAGGUCAGUUUAGCGGGCUGCCUCCUUCCAUAAUAGGUAGCUACGAUACGAUCUCAGGGGAGUCAAGUAUCGUGUGGCGGCCAGUCGAGCCGAGGUGCUGCAGACGGCUGGUCAGCUGUCCGUCGCCGUCGCGGCUGUCAACAUCGCGCCCGAUACUUACCAUUUUCCUGAUCCCUUUAGUCUUUGAACCCAUGGAACCUUCCUGAGCUUAAUUCACUCGAUCAUGGGUUGUACCAGCAGUGCUCCAAACAUGGUCAACACUAGCACGGCAGAGAAAAGCAUACAAUUCGAAGAAGAAAUGAGCGACGACCUAUCAAAAGAUACAGAAGAAAUAAUUUAUAGAGCGGAAAACGACUCUAAACAACUAUCAGCGCUUCCAUCGAGUGAUACUUUAACAGAACCCAUAGACUUAGUUAGAAAUAAAUCGAAUGCUAGCUUAAAAACAGAAAAGGAUAUGGAAAUCAAAUAUUUGACCAAAAGUAUGGCAGACAAUAUUGAAUUAAGCUCACCACAAGAAGACCAGAAGACUAAUAAAUUAGAAGAUUUGGUUGGAAAAAUAGUGGAUUUACAUAAUCCGGAUGCGGACAACACAAAAUCUGCGUUAAAACCAACGGAAGAUUCCAGCAAAUCAGCUGAAACAAAGGAUGAAAGUGAUUUGACACCAACGGAAAAUAUGCAAGAAAACGAGCCCAGUGAAAUGGAUAACGAAAAAGAAAAAGAUGAUCCCGCCUUGGAGGCCACGAGUCCAAGUCAAUCAGAGAGCAGUCGUGCAACACGAUGGGAGGCGCUUGCGGACAUAGCAGCAGAACUACCACCUUCUCUCACAGUCGAUCCUAUUACUGGACAAAUAUAUGCAGUUUCUAAAUAAA